This is a messenger RNA of Fragaria vesca subsp. vesca, 2735 nucleotides long. RefSeq lists its product as uncharacterized. The record is from RefSeq and is a predicted model, not a curated record. NCBI's taxonomy places the organism in Eukaryota, Viridiplantae, Streptophyta, Magnoliopsida, Rosales, Rosaceae. The coding region runs from base 593 to 2359 and encodes 588 amino acids. The transcript is spliced from 9 exons.
AUAUUUCUGGAGUUAUAAAUAAUCCAAGAAUUUUUUCGUUCUCUCCCUCAAAAUUAGCAAAAACAUAGAAGAAAAGAAAAGCUUUGUUGUAAAUUGUGAUCCCAGAUUUCAUUCAUAAAUCAAAAACCUAGAUUUCAUAAAAACCUAGAUUUGUACCCAUAAACCCUACAAUCCCCCAAUCAUCAAUCUCAGAUUUCCCACCCUGUGUUUAUACUUCAAAUUCCUUUAUUUGUUCAUAUUUAUAUCCUCAUUCACUGAUUGAAAAUUACUCAAAAAGCACAAUUUUUUGGUCUGAUCACUUGUUUCCCAGGAGCAAAAUUGCUUCGUUGUCACUGCCCAAGUUUGGUUUUUGGGGGGUUUUGGAAGAUUCAGUUGUAAAGUGUAGUUUUUGUUGCAGUGCACUUUGGGCUUGUUGAGCUUGUGAUUCAGUGAAAUUUGGAAGUGGAAUCUGGGGCGGAUUUGGUGAAGUGGGUUUUGUAAUUUGAGGGAUUUUGUGUAGUGGGUGAUUGGAAAGAUUGGAAAUUUGGAUUGAGAUUGUGAAUGAGAGGAUUGAGGGGGAGAUGAGAGGUGUAGAUGAAGGUUUGGAAGAACAAUGACUGGAGGGUCAUUAGGAAUUCGUUCAGGGAGUUAUGGGUCAUUGGAUAAACAGCUACAGAACAACAACAACAACAACAACAACAACGGUAUUGUCAACAACAACGGACUGUUGCCUAUUCAAUCUGCACGAAAGCCUUCCAAAAUGCUCAAGGAGAAGGAGAGGUUGUACCAUUCGAUCUGUAAGUUUGCUGGCCGGAAAAAGGUGGGAAUGCUGCUGCUCUGUGUCAUCUCCGCCGCGGUUUUCGGUUGGGUUUUGUAUGUUGGAAAAGGUGAAGACCCACAAGAAGGCAUCACUCGCCAAAACAUUAGUCUUAACAACAGCAUCGUUAUAAGGAAUCCUGAAUCCUUGGCGCAAACAGAAAAGCAAAGUUACAACGUGUCGCUUGCCUUGCCCCCUCCUCCUCCUGCUUUUUUCUUGGGGUAUACUCUUCCUCCUGGUCAUCCAUGUAAUAUAUUCACGUUGCCUCCCCCACCAGCAGAUAAGAAAAGAACCGGACCACGACCUUGUCCAGUAUGUUACCUUCCUGUUGAAGAAGCCAUAGCCUUAAUGCCAAAAGUCCCUUCAUAUUCUCCCAUUCUUAAGAAUUUAACAUACAUUUACGAAGAAAAUUUAUCGAGAGAAACCGAAUUUGGAGGCUCGGAUUUUGGCGGAUAUCCUACCUUGAAGCAAAGGAAUGAUUCAUAUGAUAUAAGAGAGUCAAUGAGUGUGCAUUGUGGAUUUGUUAGAGGAAGUAAACCUGGGCGUAAUACAGGAUAUGAUAUGGAUGAGGAUGACCUACAUGAUAUGGAGCAGUGUCAUGGUGUGGUUGUUGCAUCAGCUAUAUUUGCAAAUUUUGAUGAGAUAAACCAGCCAAGGAACAUUAGUGAUUAUUCCAGGCAGACUGUUUGCUUCUAUAUGUUUAUAGACGAGGUCACAGAAGCUUAUCUGAAGAACAGUGGUAAACUGGACAGCAGCAAAAAAAUUGGUAUAUGGAGAACUGUUGUUAUUCAUAACCCCCCUUAUAAGGAUGGAAGGCGCACUGGAAAGAUUCCUAAGCUCCUAGUGCACAGAAUGUUUCCCAAUGCUCGCUUUUCUUUAUGGAUCGAUGGGAAACUGGAGCUUGUUGUGGAUCCAUACCAAAUUCUCGAAAGGUUUUUGUGGAGGAAGAAUGCAACUUUUGCAAUUUCUAGACAUUAUAAGCGCUUUGAUGUGUUUAUGGAAGCUGAGGCAAAUAAAGUCGCGGGAAAAUACGACAAUGCCUCCAUUGACUUUCAGGUUGAAUUUUACAAAAAGGAAGGUUUGACCCCAUAUUCUGAGGCAAAACUUCCCAUUACAAGUGACGUUCCUGAAGGAUGUGUAAUAAUAAGGGAGCAUGUCCCUAUCAGCAACCUCUUCACUUGUCUUUGGUUCAAUGAAGUUGAUCGUUUUACUUCCAGGGACCAAAUCAGUUUUUCAACUGUCAGAGAUCACAUCACGGAAAAGACAAACUGGACUAUCAAUAUGUUCUUUGACUGUGAAAGGCGCAAUUUCGUAGUUCAGAAAUACCAUAAAGAUGUAUUAGAGCACAUGGCUCCUCGAAUUCCAGUUGUUGCUCUUCCACCACCACUACCGCCAUCUCUGCCACCACCAGAAUUAAGUAAUGAACCACCAGUGAAACCAGUUGAAACGACGCCUGUAAGGCCAGCAAGGAAGAUCCAACCAGGGCGCCGGAGAGAUAGGAGGCCUGGUUCCAGACGUCACCGCAAAGUUAUUUCCGGAAAUACAGACACUGAUACAAGUUAAAAACAAGUUUUGUUCGACCAAAGUAUAAUUAUUCUUUAACCUUCCCCAUUCAAAAAACCAUUCGCGGCGGGGCUGGAAGAUUUGUGCAAAAGAAGAUGAGUGUUUUAGUUCUGCCUCGACAUGGUAACACUCGCCUGUAUCUCAUUGUUUCUACAUUUUUGGAAUUGCCGAUUUCACUCAAUUUUUUGUUGUAUAUAUAAAGUAUAAUUCCAAAUAAUCAUUUACAAGGGUUUCUACCAAACCCUCAUAUGUGUUGCUCCAUUUUGUUAUUCCAGAGUCACAGUCGCAUUGUAUCAGGUCUCAAUCAUAUAAAAUGCUAUGUAUUCAUCUCAUGUUUCUUCAAUUCAAAAUCAAUAAAGCUCACAGAAGUUGCUCA